CGGGGCCCCCGCCGGCGGUGCUGCCCGCGGCCCGCAGAGCGCGCGCGGCGCGGGAGGCGGCGGCGGGCACGACCCGGCGGAGCCGCAGCCGCGGCGAGCGGAGCCCCGGCCCCCUCCGCGCCGCCCGGCCGCCCGCCCUCCAGCUGCGCCGGCGCCGCGCGCGAGCCCAGGCCCGCGGAGACAUGAGCGCCCGGCUGCCCGACGCACCCGAGGCGCAGCGCUGCGGCCCCGUGGCCCCGCGAUGGGCUCCUGCGUGUCGCGAGAUCCUACUAGACAAUUCCUGAAGAACAAGAACAGUCUCCCUCAAUCGCUCAUUUUACAGAUCUGUUCACAAGCGCCCACAAGGACUGCCCCGUGCCCCAGGGCACGGACCCCCUGAACCCAGACUUGCCCUCCAGCCACCCACCCACUGUUGCUCCAGCCCAUGUCACUGGCAAGGACAAACAGAUGGAUUUCUGUUGGGAUCCUUGGCAGAGGUGCUUCCAGACCACCCACGGCUACCUGUCCAACUCCAGAUCCUGCUCCAGCAACUACAGCGUGGCCGCCCUGGCCACAUCAUCCCUUGUGGGGGUGGUGCAGAGCAUCAAGGACCACAUCACAAAGCCCACAGCCAUGGCACGUGGCCGCGUGGCCCACCUCAUCGAGUGGAAGGGCUGGAGCGCCCAGCGGUCAGGCUGGGAUCUGUCCCCAGCUGAGGACGGGCAAUACUGCUGCCUCCCUGAUGAGCUGCGCGAGGCCCGCUUUGCCGCAGGGGUUGCUGAGCAAUUUGCCAUCACGGAGGCCACACUGAGCGCCUGGUCCUCACUGGAUGACGAGGAGCUGCACCCCAAGAACAGCCCUCAGGACGUCAUCCAGCUGCAGGACCCGGAGACCAUCUACCUUCAGGACAGUCUUCUGAGCGGCCCCUCGCAGGAUGACAGUCUUCUGGCCUUCUCCUCCCCUGGCCUCUCCCCCGAUGGCUGGCCCUCACCCGAUGAGCCCCCCAUCGCAGCUGCUGACCCCCAGCCCCCCAGCCCUGAACAGUACCAUUGGUGGCGGCGGCCGCCAGGGGACCCGGGGCCCAAGGGUGGGGCCCACCUGCAGGGCUCCCUCCCCUUGGUGGACAGUAACUCCCUCUUGGACGAGGAGGAUGAGGUGUUCUAUAACUGAGGCGGGGCUGCGUGGCCCGGAGCCUGCUCACAUGGUGACCUUGCCUGGGGGGCAGCACAGACAUAGGGUGGUGGGAUCCGGGCUGGGCAUCCUUUGACCCCUCGAGGCAGGCACAGGGUGGGUGUGGCAGGGAUGGGGGCAAGCCUUCCUUGUGGACCACUCUGUGCCUCCGUGGACCUGCCCCUGGCAAUGGGAGCUGUAACCCCGUUUCUCCCUUCUUUACCUGGCCCAGGUGAGUGCCUCCCCCCGCAGGGUCUCUGCCAUCUGCAAGCUUCAGGACUGUCAGCAGACACCAGGGCAAGCUGCCCAGAGGAGCCAGCAGCCAGGUGUCCAGGCAGACAGCCGCAGGAGGGCCUGGGGAUGCCAGGGCUCAGUCCCUGCCCCUCCCUCUGUGCUUCUGCCCCCCAUCAGAGGUGGGGUAGCCUCUUCUGGUGGCUGAGGCCCACUCCUCCUCUCUCUUCACAAGGAUUUCUGUUGUUCUGGAGUGUCUGUCUGUCCCUCACUCAUGGAAGCUGCUCCCUGGUUCCCCUGCUCCCCGCCCCUGCACCCUCCUCCCGUCUCCUGAAGGUUCUCUGAAGACAUUAAAGUGGUGGGUUCACCCUGGA
This is a messenger RNA of Manis pentadactyla (Chinese pangolin), 1754 nucleotides long. RefSeq names its product family with sequence similarity 131 member C (gene FAM131C). The transcript is spliced from 8 exons. The coding region runs from base 448 to 1149 and encodes 233 amino acids. The record is from RefSeq and is a predicted model, not a curated record. Lineage: Eukaryota; Metazoa; Chordata; Mammalia; Pholidota; Manidae.